Molecule: messenger RNA, 2250 nt
Organism: Meriones unguiculatus (Mongolian gerbil)
Lineage: Eukaryota; Metazoa; Chordata; Mammalia; Rodentia; Muridae
Gene: Popdc2
Product: popeye domain containing 2
Exons: 4
Coding region: 614-1720 (368 amino acids)
Cellular component (GO): sarcolemma
Molecular function (GO): cAMP binding
Source: RefSeq, a predicted model, not a curated record
GAGCUCUUAUCUUGUCCUCCCGAGGUAUGCUGAGGGCCGUGCCAGCCUGCCUAUUUGCCUGGCCUGUUUUCUCUCACUGCCAGUACCUCUUGGAUUCCAAUUCCAAACAUGGUAUCCCUCCGGGGUCACCCUUUCUUCCGGUGCCAAGAGAGCGCGCAUUCCAAAUGGAACACAAGUGUGGCUGUCCUGCUGGCUCUCCACCCCUCAUUCUGCCCGGGAACGACAGGGAGCAGGAUGUGGCUGCUUCGUCCGCGUUGCUGAAGUCUCUGGCGUCUCGGUCCUACUUUCUCUCAGGACGGUGUGUCUGUUUUUUCGCUAAGAACUAAACAUGAAGACUAUCCUGAGAAAAUCAGAGCCAGCGACGUUUACCGGAGUGCUACAGGGAGGACCAGAGCUUUGCUGAGAGACAGGAAAAAAGAAAAACAAACAAACAAACUUAGGUUUUCAAGCUUCCACGAAGAGUACCAUGUUCUGCCAUUCUUUCUCAGAGCCACCGGAAGCAUCCGUGCCAGCAAAGGUAGAGUUGGUGGGGAGGACAGAUUAAUUGAUUUCCUUUCCGUUUUUCUUUGCGGGGACCAUAUCGGAGCUCAGAAAGGCCUGGAGAGCCUCGGCAAUGAGUGCCAACAGCAGCACGGUGGGCGAGCUCCUCUGGCACGGGCCGGUGUGCAGUGGUUGGAAGCAGGCUUCGGAGGGUGCCGUCUACCACCUGGCCAACUGCUUCCUGCUCAUGGGCUUUAUGGCAGGCAGCGGACUGUACGGAUGCUUCUAUCUCUUCGGCAUCCUGGGCCCAGGCUUCCUCUGCUGUGUGCUGUGGGGCUGGUUUGACGCCUGUGGGCUGGACAUCGUCCUCUGGAACGUCCUCCUGACAGUGGCGUGCCUGCUCCAGCUGGCACACCUGCUGUACCGCCUGAGGGCGGACACCUGCCCCGAGGAGUUCAGCCUCCUCUACAAGACACUGUGCCUGCCCCUGCGGGUGCCCCCGCAGGCCUACAAGAAGAUCGUCCACUGCUGCCACGAGCAGGUCUUCACGCUGGCCGCAGAGCAGACCUACGCCGUGGAGGGCGAGACCCCCAUCAACCGCCUGUCCCUGCUCCUCUCUGGCCGGGUUCGAGUGAGCCAGGAUGGGCAGUUUCUGCACUACAUCUUUCCAUACCAGUUCAUGGACUCUCCUGAAUGGGAAUCACUGCAGCCUUCCGAGGAGGGGACCUUCCAGGUCACGCUGACGGCUGAGACGGAAUGUAGCUACAUUUCCUGGCCCCGGAAAAAUCUUCACCUUCUCCUGAACAGAGAGCGAUACAUCUCCCGCCUCUUCGCGGCCCUGCUGGGCUACGACAUCUCCGAGAAGCUCUACAACCUCAACGACAAGCUGUUUGCCAAGUUUGGGCUGCGCUUUGACAUCCGCCUCCCCAGCCUCUACCAUGUUCUGGGUCCCUCAGCCUCAGAUGGAGGACCAGAGUCCGAGAAAGAUGAGGAAGAAGUCUUUGAGGCGGCUGUGUCCCCUGCUCAGGCCAGGCCCAUCUGCAUCCUGCCAACACCCCCUUGCUCCCCACCUCCAGCUACCACCAACGUCUCUGUGCCUCUGUCCCGGGCCAGGAUGCCCAGGCCUGACAGUGGCACCCUGGGUGAGGACUCCACCAGUCUGGUGCUGGAGGAUUUUGAGGAGGUUUCGGGAUCAGAGUCGUUUAUGGAUUAUAGGAGUGAUGGGGAGUACAUGAGGUGAGGGCGGAACUAACAUGGGCACAGUCACCGGCUCAGGAGCCUACCUUCUAGAAGUCCUCUCCAGAACUCUUCUCAAGUCAUGUCCAGAGCACAGGCCCCUUUGGCUCCAACUCACACCCCUGAGCUCUAAGGAUCACAGAGCUGCUGCCUCUGUGGCCAGGUGGCCCUUUUCCAUGUUCCCUGGACGGCCACUUGUACUCACGUCCCUCCUCCCACCCUCCAGAAAGAUCUGGGGCAGGAAGGGAAAUGGACAUGCCAUGCCAGCACCACAUCUGCCCCGGGGGUGUCCUGGAGAAACUCACCUUCUUAAACCUUCCUUCUGGGAGGAGGGGUCCAGAGGCACCGGUCCCGACUCCAUCUUUUAUGGAGUCGCAAGACCUUGGCAAGUUACACGGCCUCUGAGCCUGGUCUGUUAGCGUGGCUACGAAGUGAUGUCACAGGGUUGUCGUGAGGAUCCUGCGAGCUGAUUGGGUAAAGCACCUAUGACGUGGCAUGGCAUCGCACAAACACUCAAUAAAGCACUCCACGCCC